UGUGGUGCAGCAAGUGUGUCUUCAUGAUCUGAUGUGGUUCUUUGUGGACUCCCUCAUUCCCAGCACUGAGGAGGAGUCUGAAGGAGGCCAGGAGGAAGGAGUGGAAGUCAAGAAGAAAGAAGUGAAAAAGGACAUGGAGGAUGUUCCCAUAUGUGACCACCCGAUGUCAGACAUCAUAGUGGCAGGGAAAGCUGCAGCACAGUUGCCGGAGACAUUCCACAGUGUUCUGAGAACAAUCAGCGAUGUCAUGAUGCUGCUUCCGAUGGGCUCAGCUGUCCAGCAAAUGGCAGUGAGGUGUUACUGUGCCCAGUUCAUGCAGUCAGACCACCAGUUUCUCCAUGAAUCCCACGUGUUCAGUAAUCUCAGCCGCAUCCUCAGCAAGUCUGAAGAAGAGCCAGAAGAAGGAUCCCUGGACACAUCAAUG
Candidula unifasciata is the source of this 424-nucleotide messenger RNA. NCBI's taxonomy places the organism in Eukaryota, Metazoa, Mollusca, Gastropoda, Stylommatophora, Geomitridae. The record is from the annotation of a GenBank genome assembly.